Polypterus senegalus (gray bichir) is the source of this 7669-nucleotide messenger RNA. RefSeq names its product insulin-like growth factor-binding protein 5. The transcript has 4 exons. The record is from RefSeq and is a predicted model, not a curated record. Bases 607 to 1404 code for a protein of 265 amino acids. Lineage: Eukaryota; Metazoa; Chordata; Cladistia; Polypteriformes; Polypteridae. Gene Ontology annotation, biological process: regulation of insulin-like growth factor receptor signaling pathway. Gene Ontology annotation, molecular function: insulin-like growth factor II binding; fibronectin binding; insulin-like growth factor I binding. Gene Ontology annotation, cellular component: extracellular region.
AUACUGCAUAAUCGGUGUUUAAAAGGGCAAGCGUGCCCUUUAGUGGAUCAGUCUGUGUAGAAAGUUGUCCUGGGGGGGAAGAAUUGGAUACGCCUAAAAACUUGUGGGAUUGUGUAUACUGAUUUGCAGUUACUUGCACACACAGAUAAUUUGACACUGAUCUUUCUCUGUUUUAUUUUCCAAAGAAAAAAAAGUUUUUUGGAAAGGUCUAUUUUUAAUUAAACGCUUUGCACCUUUGAUAUUAAUUUUUUCUGCAUUUUUUGUUACAAUUCUUUUUAUAAGUAUACUGUAUGUACAUUUAUUUUAACUAAACAUUUUUUUUUUCAAAAUCUUAAAUGAGCAAGUGGGUGAUAGUGCAUAAAGCAAAGAUCCUGCUCAGUACACAGUGACUGGCCACAGGUGCGCGUGGAUGCUAAAAAGGGAAUCCUGAAGUGACAGCUCAGAAGGGCACGCAUUUCGACACGCCUGUGGUGAGCAGCUAUAAACCAAUUUAACUCUGAAGAAGGUCUGGAGGAGUUCAGCACCCGGCAUUUGUCAUUUUCAGAUUCAACCAGUGAACCUAUCCCCCGCUUUUUUGUUUUUUUUUUUUCAUCGUAAAUUAAGAAGAUGUACCUGGACUUAUUUCUGUUGUCAUGCUGUUUGGGACUGUCCCAGUGUUUGGGCUCCUAUGUACCCUGCGAUGCUUGUGAUCAAAAAGCCCUAUCAAUGUGCCCCCCGGUAACGGGCGGCUGCGAGCUGGUCAAGGAGCCGGGCUGUGGCUGCUGCCUAACGUGCGCGCUGUCCGAGGGGCAGCAGUGUGGCGUGUACACGCAACCGUGCACUCAGGGGCUUCGCUGUCUGCCGAGGAAUGGAGAGGAAAAGCCGCUUCACGCCCUGCUGCACGGCAGGGGAAUUUGCCGACACGAGAAAGGCUACAAAGAGCACCAUCCCGUUCUAGCCGAACGUGAAUCACGAGAACAUGAAGAGGCUCCAACUGUUGAGAUCACUGAAGAUCCACUCCCAGCCAAAGUACUUCCUCGGGCAAAAGACCGCUUUUUGGAUAGGAAGGCAGAGGCUUUGCGAAAAGACAAAAGGAGGAAACUAGAAAAAUCCAGGGCAGUGGGUCCAGUGAAUUACCCUCAUUAUUCUAAUGAUAAAAAUGAGGCAGAAUAUGGUCCAUGCCGCAGGCAGAUGGAAAGCAUUCUUCAGGAUAUGAAAGUCACAUCUCGAAUUGUACCACAGACACUCUAUUUACCAAACUGUGACCGAAAGGGCUUUUACAAGAGGAAACAGUGCAAACCAUCUCGUGGACGAAAGAGAGGAAUAUGUUGGUGCGUGGAUAAGUAUGGGUUGAAGCUUCCUGGUACAGAUUAUAAUGGUGGGGACAUCCAGUGCCAGGAUCUGGAGAAUCCAAACAAUGAGUGAGAAGCAGAGUAGAAGGGGAUUCCUCCCAUCGCCACACUCUCAGCACACCAGAUCCAGGGCUUUCCUCCUUCCCUACCGUUUCUUCAUCGGUCAUAUUGGGAUAGGAAUUGUGCAUUGAAAGCAUAAAAGAAAAAAAAGACUUUUGAACCUUUGAUUGUGCACUCAAUUCUAAAUAGCUGGACCCAGCAAAGACUUAUCUUCUCUUCUUCUCUUUACAUGUGUAGUUUGUGUCUAGUUUCUGGGUCAAAGCAGAUAAGAUGAAAGAUUAUUCCUUGUGUUUGUAUGUGUUUUAUGUUUGUGUAUGUUUCUAUCUAUCUCUCUCUCUCUCUCUCUUAUAUAUAUAUAUAUAUAUAAUAUUUAUAUUAGUGUGUCUCUAUGUGUAUGUGCACACACAUAUUCACAUCACACACAUGCACGUAUAUAAAUGUAUAUAUAUAUAUAAAUAUAUAUAUUAUGUAUAUACAUAAAAUUCUUAUUGUUUUAGCAGAACCAGAUAUUUGGAGAAGAAAACAUUUAAUACUUUGUAAGUUUUAUUAAAUCAAAAAGAGGCAACUGACAAGUCAGUAUGAAUCCUCCAAGUUUCAAUGUGUGGCUGUAAGUAGAGCGAAGCCAGAUGUGUAAUACUAUUGGCUGAAGCUUUAGCUUUAUUAAAUUAAUAAAGUGAUCUUCAGAAACAGUUCUCAUUAUCACAUAUGCUUAGAAUGCCAAGCAUUUCCCCAUGGAUGUAUAGGUUUUGUUUAUUCAUAGAGUAUUUGCAAAAUGUAUCACUUUCUUAAUGUGAUUUAAAAACAAAAAUUGCGUAUAUUUUUUUAUUAUUUCUAAUGAUGUUUAGUAAAGAAGUAACCCUUCAAGUUUUUUAAGGCUAUAUCAGAUGCAAUAAGAGGCUUAAAUUAUAAGUCAGGCAGCUAACUAUCAUUAUUCUCCAUGUGGUUCUGAAUCAACAAGACUGCCCUGGUAGUCUAUUUGCCUGGUCAAGAUGAUUUGACUUAUAGUAGUAAAAAUAACAAUGGUUUUGCUUUUAAAGCAUGUGUUUUUACUUUUUUUUAUUAUUAUGGAUAUUAUUUUUCAUGAAAUUGGUUAGAAUGCAGACAACUGAACCACACUCUACUGUGUAUGCCUGUUCAUUCUCUUUCAACGGUUUGUCAUUUGCUUGCUCAUUGUGCCUUGCUCAGUUGUUGCUGUGUUUGUGUCUCCUACCAAGUGAGAAAUUAUUGUCUAUAACUUUUUUGAGCCAUUUCUUUUUAAGUUGUCCUCAGUUUAUUAUAUGCAAUGUUUUUAUCAGGCAAGAACUGAAGGGAAGAAUGUUACUGUGUUAACACGAAUGUAAACUUAGCAAAAAAUUAUUUAUAUAUAUAUAUAUAUAUAUAUAUAUAUAUAUAUAUAUAUAUAUAUAUAUAUAUAUAUACACACAAUAUUUCUGGCAGUGACAGAAAUUUGCCCUAAGGUAGAGAUGAAUUUGUAAUGAAGUCAGUGACACAAAUAGAAGAAGAAAGAGCAGGUGUGUUUUUCUUCUCCUAGGAUGUGCCUGUCAAGUUCUCUUAAAAGACAAUUUCUUUAAUUUGCCACAUUUGAUUUUUUUUUUUCUGUGAACCUAACCGAAUGUAGAUUUUUGGUAGUGAAGCUACUUUAAACAACAAUAGAUAGGGAGAAUGGUGUGCCUUCUACACAAGCAAAUUUUGAAAACUACAAACAUAGACACUAAUUUAAAAUGCUUAUCCUCAGCCUCCACUUUUAAAUGAAUUUACGUUACAGAUGAACACGCUAGAACCACAGGAUCGUAGAUCAAGUGCUUUGUUAAAAACAAUUUCAUUAUUGUGCUGAGUUUUAACUUCUGUCACAAUAACUAAGUGAGCAAUUGAAGGGCUUCAAAAUGAGUCUUGUUAAUUCCAUCACAGAUGGGUGGAUCUGUACGUUUAUUGUCUACACAGAUGGUAAACAGAGCAUUUGUUUGGUAGUAAUAAUAGAGUACUUGGUACACAAUAUGCAACCACAGGUUAAUUGUUGAAAAUAACCAUAAGUUACUGCAGCUACUUCAAGAGAAAGUGCUGUAUUUAUGCUUGUAUAGUUUCUGGCUCUGAUGUCUAUGUAAAACUAAAAAAAAAUCUAGUGUUUGUUGUUUUUAGCUGUAAUGACAAUAUGCAGUCACAUUCUGGAAUGCAUGGUCUUGUUAGUACACAGAGCUCUAGUAUGGUUCUUAAUCUGUCAUGUUAGAAUUAGCUGGUGCUGCCCACAUUUUUAGACAGCUUAAUGGUUGUGCAUUUACCCACAAAGCCAGUGUUUUCUCAGUGUUUUAUUUACCAGUUGUUACAUUCAGAAUGGUAAUUUAUGUUGACAGAUAUUUUUGCAGGUUUCCAUUUGACCACUUGGUGCAUUUGUCACAUGUUCAUGUUACUUCACUGAUCACAGUCUUUGGCUUGACACUCUGUGCAUAGACGCGGUACACUGCUCCACAACAGGAACUGUGUGACUUAAAGAAUAUUACUAUAGUAAAGUCUAAUCCAAUCUUGCUGCUGUCUCCUGUAACUGGAUAAGCUGAGCAAACUGUCAUUCUGGUGAAAGGGUGUUUUUUUCUAAUUACAAGCCGUUAAAACAGAACCUUUUUUGGGAACUUCUUGACAUAACUCUGUGUAUUAGUUGCUAUUCUUGGACAGAUGUGUCCUUGCAGUGGGUUUUAGAUGACGUUGUAAGGCAUUAGAUAAACAAACUGUCUUAACUCUCACAGUAAUAAAAAGACAAUUUUUCUGCAAUAUGUUGAUUAAAUGGCUGUAGGAAAGGGGUCAUCAGGCAGUCAUUUCCCAAUGUUAUAGUAAUAGGUGGCAUUUGAGUGUAGGAGAUGUAUAUUUGUGCAGUAAACUUGUUUGCAGCUUAAAUAAAAUGGUUUGAGGAAUUAAAAACAAGAUCAAGUGAGUGAUGAAGAUAACAACCUAGUUGGAAAAUGAAACCAAUACUGCCAUUUAUAUCAUAACCUUUGAAAUAGAAAUGCCCUAUACAUUCCAGAUCAACCAAGUAACAACCAUUAAAACUCCAUGAAAGGAAAUAAAGUCUUAAUAGCAAAUAUAGAGAUAGAUUUACUGAUGAAAAAUUAAAAAUAAGAGCAUUCUUUUUUAAUGUCUAACUUAAAUAUGACAGUAAAAGGAGUCAUUAUAAGUCACAAUUGAGUUUUGAACAGUACAUUUAGGAAUAACAGUCCACACAUUUAUUCUAGAAACAGGUCAGGUCACUUAACGCAUACAAAAGUCAUACUCAAUACAGAGGAAGUAAUGUAUGUGUAUGAGAAAGUCUAAAAACUUUUUAUGAUGCCAAAUUUCUUUUUAAACAUUACUAAUAGUUAUCCAUUGCCGAGGGGUCGAGGAACAUCUUCCCAAACCUCCCGACCAAUAGUCAGUUCUUAAUUUAUAAGCAUCAGGUACUAUCUAAUCUAAAAACCUUGUACCCAUGUGCAGCUUUAACUCAUUGUUGUAUCAGUGCUUUUUGUUCUUCAUUGUGCACAAUGUGCACUUUGUGACACUACAAAAAGGCAGCUUGGUAUAAGACACCAUUUACUGUAUCGUUAUAGAUUCUGUUGGUCUUCCACAAACCACUGUGCUCAGACACUGCAUAUUUCAUCUCUUAACUGUCCAUUUACAAUUUUUAAAAGACAUAUUUUUCACUUCACUCAAAAGGAAAUAUAACUGUUCCUUUAUCUUUCUGUUAUGCAUGACAUGUACUUUUCAAUAACAUUAUUCUCACUUAAUAUUUUUCUCAUUAGUUUAAAAAGAUUUACAAAGAUCAAAAUGUGGCAGCUUUCAACAGUGUACAUUUUGACAUAAUCAAAAAUUGAUUCCUACAUUUAUGCAACUUUGUUAUUCUUGUUAUCAUACAUACUACUGCUUGUCCUGUAAUCUUGUGGUUUGCUUUGCACUGUAAGCAUAUCCGCUUGGUGAAGCACCUUUUGAUUACAUGAGGUAAAAAAUGAUUUGGUCUUGAUUUUAAUUUUAAAAUACCCAAAUGUGUCACAUUUUUCAUUUCACUUACUGACAUGGUAAGCAGUAAAAAAUAUAAAAUGUUACAACCAAAUUUAUAGACCAUAGUUUUUCAAUGAUGUGGUGCAUUAAGUAAACUUACUUUGAAACUUAAUCCAAAUGUUCAACAAUUGUACCCUUUUACAUCCUUCAAAGUCUCUCACUUAUAGUGAAAUAAUUUUAAAAAUUAUUUUAGCUAAACAGGCCCAAAAUAUAAAACAAUACCACCAUUAUCUAUUUCACUGUCCUUUUCUUGCACUCCCAGUGAAAUACACAGUCAUUUAAAAUGUGAGAUGUGUUAAUCUAUUCCACUUCUGAACCUGUUUCUUCUUGGUGAAAGUCAUUAUGUCCCAACUGCACCAGAAUCACGCUGGAUUCUGCUCCAUCCCAGCACACUCGUGCCAGGCAUAUUGCAAUCCACCAAUUAGUCUGCAUACAGUGACAGGCAACUGGAUAUGUAGCAUGUGAAAAAAUUCAGGUUGAGAGACAACGUGAUAGCCUACUGAACUAAAAGAAUUAAUAAAAUGUAUUGUAGGCAUCAUUCAAAGCGAGCAAUACUCCAUUGAACUGUUUGCAGUAUGUAUAGUGUAAUAUUCAAUGGAAAUAUUCUGCAGGAUUUGAACAGCAUGAAAAAUUGUCUAUCAUGGUAGUGCACAUUAAUGAAAACUGUCAAGACUCAAACCCAGUCGUGAGAAGAACAGCAACACUGAGGUGUCUUAAGAAUCUUGGAGAUAAAAACAUGCUUUCCAAAAAAUAUACUAAGUUGUUACAUGACUAGAUUGUCUAGUGGGGGCCAGAUUUCACAAGGAAGUGAACACCAUUUUAAUAGAUCACAGAAUUAUUUUAGUUAUGUUCACUCUUCAAGUUCAUAGAAACCAAAUGCAGACAUGACUUGUGUUACAGUUUGCAUGGUCUUUCUGUAAAGUAUCCCUCAUGUAGGUUAGAACAUUAGAACAAUCUAGACGAGGUCAUUCAGCCUAACAAAAGAUGCCACUUAAUUCUUCUAAAAUAACAGCAAGUCGAGUUUUGAAAGUCCCUAAAGUCCUACUAUCCACUGCACUACUUGGUAGUUAUGUUGGGUUCUCUGUAUAAAGAGUGUGGCUGUUCUCCUGCUUGCACUGCAAUGGACUGCAUUCCCAUUUAUGGUGGGUUCUGUUCACUGUCAGGAUUGACUCCAGCUUCCUGCUAUCAAAUACAUAUGUGGAAAAAAUAUUUUAUAAGCAUUACCAAACAUGAAUUUAGUAUUUGAGACAUUUAGGAAAAGCUCAGCACAUUGAAAAUGUAUCUUUCCUUGGCAUUAGCAAAUGAGAAGGUAACAAGCUGUUUCUUUUUAUCAGUGGAAUAAAUUAAAGCCAGUAAAAUAAAUAAUUAAACAGCAUUGGUUUUCUUCUUUAAGAUUGCAUUCCCACCAUAAUUUAAAUUGUACUCGUAAUGCACAGAUUUGUUGUUGAAGCAAUUAGGCCCAGAAAAUUAUUGAAAAUCAAUAGUAAAGCGUUUUCAAAAAAUUGGACAUUUAAAUAAAAUGCUAUCCACUAUCUUGCUGGACUUUGGCCAUUUUAUUCUUCGAGCAGGGUAACAUCGUUUUGCAAAAAUAUAUUGCACCCUUUUUUAUUGUGAAGCUUAGUGAGGACCCUUGACCUACUCCGAAAGGGAAAUACAGCCCAUUGCAUUGUAAUACUUUGAUUGCAACCUGUCCACCAGGGAUGGAGUUUAAGUUUCCAGUUCAAACCCAACAAGUAUUGCCUUUUUUUUUUUUUAAACAAAACAAUUUCCUAAAUUUCAGAUCCGUCCAUUUCCUAUAUCCUUUUAAGUCUGGGUUCCCGCUAUAUAUAAUAAAUAAACUGAAGAUAUGCAAAGCAUAUUUUUUUAAUAAGAAAAGUAACGAUUCAUUUGGAAAUAAAAUGAAAAUAGUCAUUAACUUCAAGUAAGAAUUUGAAGAACUGUAAGUCAAUGCAGUGUGCUCACUUAAUUGAUUGCAUUUUUGUACGUUUUGCUAGCUUCUUAGUGUUUUCUUCCUUUUGUUCAUGUAUAAUGGAUCCUUUUUAUAUAGUCUUUCUGUUGUUACUGCUGGGUCUGACUGCUUUCUGCAUGACGAUGGGGGAUUUUGCCACAACUUAUCCAACAACUGCUUGACAGCUAUAAGAAAACGUUCAAUCAGAGGAUUAUUUGCUUAAGUCAAGGGAUCAUCUGAUAUUUGGAAUAACAUGCAUAAGAUAAUUUUAAAUCAGUACCUGAAAAGAUUUGAAGCAGAUACAGUACAUGUG